Molecule: messenger RNA, 2230 nt
Organism: Candoia aspera
Lineage: Eukaryota; Metazoa; Chordata; Lepidosauria; Squamata; Candoiidae
Product: keratin, type II cytoskeletal 6A-like
Exons: 9
Coding region: 83-1885 (600 amino acids)
Biological process (GO): intermediate filament organization; keratinization
Cellular component (GO): keratin filament
Molecular function (GO): structural constituent of skin epidermis
Source: RefSeq, a predicted model, not a curated record
CUUCUCUCUCUUCAUUUCUGUCUUCCUUCUCUUUAGUACAACUUUUGCUCAACUCUCUUCUGCACUCUUUGAAUUAGGCACAAUGAGUAGGCAAUUCAGUUCUAGAUCUGGCGGAGGGAUUAGGACUUCCCGGGGAUAUACCUCUUCCACUGUCAUCAUUCCUGGUGGGACAAAAGCUAGUUCCAGCUCAGUUUCAUUAUCCCGAGGUGUGAGGGGAAGCAUAGGAUUAGGUGGGGGCUUUGGUAGCAGAAGCCUCCAUAAUCUGGGGGGUAGCAAACGGAUCUCUGUUGGAAUUGGCCACAGUGGUGGUGGUGGAGGCUUUUGGGGUGGCAGUGGAUUUGGUGGUGGCAGUGGAUUUGGUGGUGGCAGUGGAUUUGGUGGUGGCAGUGGAUUUGGUGGUGCUGGUGGAUAUGGAUAUGGGGCUGGAGGUUAUGGAGUAGCUUUAGGAGUGGGAGGCUACAGUGGUGGAGGAAGAGUGGUCCCCAUGGCUCCUCCAGGGGGCAUCCAGAAAGUGACUGUCAAUCCCAACCUCCUAUCACCACUGCACUUAGAGAUUGAUCCUGAGAUUCAAAAAGUGCGGGAACGUGAAAGGGAACAGAUCAAGACCCUCAACAACAAGUUUGCUUCAUUCAUUGACAAGGUACGGUUUCUCGAGCAGCAGAAUAAAGUGCUAGAAACAAAAUGGAACCUUCUGCAGCAACAUGGCAGCACAACCUCAAAGCUCUCCCUUGAAGCCAUCUUUGAAUCUUACAUCAGUGGCCUCAGGAGAGUGAUAGAUACCUUAAUGGGUGAUCGGGGGAAGUUGGAUGGAGAGCUAAGAAAUGUGCAGGAUCUUGUAGAAGACUACAGAAGGAAAUAUGAAGAUGAAAUUAACAAGCGCACCGCUGCUGAAAAUGACUUUGUUGGUAUCAAAAAGGAUGUUGAUGGUUCAUUCAUGCAUAAAAUAGAGCUGCAAGCAAAGGCUGAUAGGCUGUUAGAUGAGAUCAGCUUCCUGAAAGCCAUCUAUGAGGCUGAAUUGACUCAAAUCCAAGGACAGAUUAGUGACACCAAUGUUGUCUUGCAAAUGGACAACAACCGAGAUCUGGACCUCAACAGUAUCAUUGCUGAAGUGAAAGCACAGUACGAAGACAUUGCCAACAGGAGCCGGGCUGAAGCAGAAGCAUGGUACCAAAGCAAGUUUUUGGAACUUCAGAGCACAGCUGUUGGUCACGGGGAUGACCUGAAAAACACCAAGACUGAGAUUGCAGAACUGAAUCGGUUUAUCCACAGACUAAGAACAGAAAUUGAUAACGUGAAGAAGCAGAUUGCCAGUCUCCAGGCAGCAGUUGCUGAUGCUGAACAGCGUGGGGAGUUGGCCCUGAAAGAUGCCAGACUGAAACUCAGCGACCUGCAACACGCUCUGCAAAAUGCGAAGGAUGAGCUGGCCCGUCUCCUGCGGGAUUAUCAGGAGUUGAUGAAUGUCAAAUUGGCUCUGGAUAUUGAAAUUGCUACAUACCGCACCCUGCUAGAAGGCGAAGAAUGCAGGAUGUCUGGAGAACUCACUGCCCCUGUGAGCAUGUCAGUGAUCAGCAACACGUCUACCAUCAGCGGAGGCGGUUACAGCAUCGGAGGUGGUGGAGGUGGUGUUCGAGUGAGCAGUGGAGGAUUUAGCCUGGGGGGUGGUGGAGGAGGGGGAGGCAGUGGUGCUGGAAGCAGCCUGGGUCUGACAGUGGGAGGUGGUGGUGCCGGCAGUUACGGUAUAAGUAGUGGGGCUGCUAUGGGAGGGAGCAGUUACAGUUCUGGAGGCUAUGGCGGGGGCAUUGGCAGUGGAGGUGGGGGAGGCUCUUCAAGUAUGAAAUACGUCUCAACCGCAACCUCAUCAUCCAGCAGAAAAGUGGUCAGAUAAAGACAUGCGUGUCCCACUGAUCCUGAACAAGCUCCUACUUCUAACUGCCAGCAGCAGCACAAGUCCCCAAGCUAGGCAUCCUUCCAUUUUUUUCUGAGAAGUUUAAUAAGGACAGACAUUCUCCCUUGUCUCAUGAACGAACACAUCUCAGCAGGUGUUGGCUGUUCAUGAGAAGUGGUUCACGCCGCCCCUUCACCAGGCCCUUUCAGUGUUACAAGCAUCUUUCCCAACCAACGUGACUUGUGGCUGUCGAGGCAUCCCUGAUCUUCCUCUCUCUGUUAUUAUAAUUCUGACUUCAGUAAAGUAGAACUGUGUUGCCUACAGUCUGAAUGAAUCAAAGCAGCC